This is a messenger RNA of Ziziphus jujuba (common jujube), 2210 nucleotides long. RefSeq names its product pentatricopeptide repeat-containing protein At3g62890. Gene Ontology annotation, molecular function: RNA binding; protein binding; zinc ion binding. The transcript has a single exon. Gene Ontology annotation, biological process: RNA modification. NCBI's taxonomy places the organism in Eukaryota, Viridiplantae, Streptophyta, Magnoliopsida, Rosales, Rhamnaceae. The coding region runs from base 459 to 2186 and encodes 575 amino acids. The record is from RefSeq and is a predicted model, not a curated record.
UGAAUAUAUAUCCUCGGCCCUGAAUCCCCUUGCGUUAAGCUUUUUAUAUUGAGAAAAUAAUGGACAAGGUCGAGGAUUUACAUUGGGGUUGUCUUUCCCUUAAACGUAUUACGAUGCUGGUUGGUAUGGUCCGAUUUGGUGAAACAAAUAUUCCAUUUGAGUUGAUUAUUUCUAUACACUACUGCAAUUAAAUUAAAAACGAAAAAAGAGUAUAAAUCCUUAUUCGGCUUAAUAUGGUUGGAAAUCAUAUGCAUAUGCCAGUGGUGUUAUCAAAUCGAAAUAAGUAACGAGAGUAUUUUUCUAAAGCAAACUCUCUAAUUUAGACCUAAAUUGUAAAGUGGUCUUGUUUUUGGACCAGCUAAAUUGUGAAGCGAUUGAAAACGUGAAGCGGUCGUACAUUAGCUAAUCUCCUACACAAACGGCUUACUUAACAGUUUCCCGCCUUCCUGUGCCACUAAAUGCGAGCUUUUGCAAGGAGGCUUAUAUCCUUGACGCACCCAAGUCUUCAUCUUUCCCAUCCGACCCCCGAGUCCUUUGUCUGGAACACUCUCAUCCGAGUCCAUGCACAACAAUCCAGUCAUGGUUCGACUGGCUCAACCCUUUCAACCCCAUUCUCCAUCUUCAGCCGAAUGCGUUUACAUGGAGUUCAACCCGAUUUCUACACUUUCCCUUUCCUUCUCCAAUCCUUCAACUCCCCACCUCAUCUCCAUUCUGGAAAACAAAUCCAUACCCAAACUAUCCUCUUUGGGUUCGUUGAUGACCCAUUUGUCCAAACAUCUCUUAUCAAUAUGUACUCAUCUUGUGGCCAUUUGAUGCUUGCCCGUCAACUGUUUGAUGAGAUUACCCAACCUGAUUUAGCGUCUUGGAAUUCUAUCAUUAAUGCGAAUUGUAAAGCGGGAUUGAUAGAUGUUGCAUGGAAUCUGUUCGAUGCAAUGCCUGAAAAGAAUGUGAUAUCAUGGAGUUGUAUGAUAAAUGGGUAUGUUGAAUGUGGUGGCUAUAAGGAAGCACUUGCUUUGUUCCGUGAGAUGCAAAUGUUGAAAACAAAUGAUGUCAAGCCUAAUGGGUUUACCAUGUCGAGCAUACUUUCUGCUUGUGGACGUUUAGGUGCGCUUGAGCAUGGAAAAUGGGUUCAUGCUUACAUUGAAAAAUGCAAAAUGGAAAUUGAUGUUGUCUUAGGGACUGCUUUAAUAGACAUGUACGCAAAAUGUGGCAGUAUUGGAAAAGCGAAAUGGGUAUUUAACCUUAUGGGUCAUAAUAAGGAUGUGAUGGCUUGGAGUGCAAUGGUAUCAGGACUUGCUAUGCAUGGAGAUGCCUGGGAGUGCCUUCAGUUAUUCAAUGAAAUGACAAGCCAUGGAGUGAGGCCUAAUGCUGUAACAUUUAUAGGUGUUUUGUGUGCUUGUGUGCAUGGAGGUCUGGUGAGUGAAGGAAAGGAGUACUUUAGAAGGAUGAACAAAGAGUUUGGUAUUAGUCCUAUGAUCCAACACUACGGUUGCAUUGUUGACCUUUAUGGGAGAGCUGGUCUCAUCGGCGAGGCAUGGAAUGUGGUAAAAUCAAUGCCUAUGGAGCCUGAUGUGCUCAUAUGGGGGGCUCUACUGAGUGGAUCUAGGAUGCAUGGGGACAUUGAAACUUGUGAGAUUUCGCUGAAGAAACUAAUUGAAUUGGAUCCCUCUAACAGUGGUGCAUAUGUUCUUUUAUCGAAUGUGUAUGCUAAGAUGGGAAAAUGGAUUGAAGUGAGGCAGGUGAGAGAUCUUAUGGAGGUAAGGGGGAUCAAGAAAGUUCCAGGAUGCAGUUUAGUUGAGCUAGGUGGUGUUCUUCAUGAGUUUUUUGUGGGUGAUAAAUCUCAUCCAGAGUCUCAGAAGAUAUUUAAGAUGCUUGACGAAAUUUUGAAGAGGUUAAAGAUGAAAGGUUUCGUAGGAAAUACGAGGGAGGUUUUGCUCGACUUAGAUGAGGAAGGAAAGGAGUUGGCACUAUCCCUUCAUAGUGAGAAACUGGCAAUUGCGUUCUGUUUCUUGAAGACAAGCCCAGGUACAGCAAUACGCAUCAUUAAGAACCUCAGGAUUUGUGGUGAUUGUCAUGAGGCUAUAAAGAUGAUUUCAAAGGAAUUUGAUCGGGAGAUUGUUGUCAGAGAUUGUAAUCGUUUUCACCAUUUUAGACAAGGUUUAUGCUCUUGUAGAGACUACUGGUAGAUGAAUGGUAAUUAAACUUUUGGA